CAAGAUUUUCAGUUAAAUUUCAGAAUUCGCAAACUGCGGUCGCCCCAAAGAAACGCCAAAAACUAAACCCAGAGCGCGAAAAACAAGAGAAAAACGCCCCGUUUAACUAGUAUAAAUACUAUACGCGAGAAGAAAAUAUUUAAAAUAUAUUUAUAAAACAUAAUAUAUUUCGAAAUAAACACACAUCAUGCUCAACAAAAGCCCCAUCGUUUUGGCCAGCUCUUUGCUGUUGCUAAUCGCCCUGCCAGUAAUUCGCGCCGAUCUCAUGUGCUACGUGUGCGACGACUGUGCCCAGCUGCCGAAGGAUGCACCCCUGCUGGCCUGCAAUGAGGACUUCUUCAACCCGGGUGGCAGCACAGAGGCCUCCACGGUGACCACCACCACCACGACCACGGAGGCGAGCACCACCGCCAAGGAGGAGACGACAGCAGCUCCCGUAGAAACGACCACAGCGAUCACGAGUGUUGAAACGGAGCCGCCCACCACAGAGUCCACGACGACCAGCGUGGAAACCACUGUGACUAGCGAUGCCACCACCGAGAGCACGCAGAGCACCGAGGCCCCGAUUCCCACGCCACCCACUGUGGGACCCGUGCAGACCACCACCGGUGUGCCCACGCCACCCGCUGAGGAUCUGGCCGCCCUGUCCGUGGCCUUGAACACCACCCGCCUGGUGCCUGUGGCUGCCCAGACCACCACUCCCAUUCCCUCCCUGGCCAUCAGGCAGCGACGAGCAGUGGUCGACACUGGGGUCACCUACCACUGCUACUCCGUUCAGGUUUCAGUGAACGGCACCAUGACCACAGAUCGUGGCUGCUCCCGGGUGACCACCAUGGAGGGCGUUUGCGAGCAGCUGAAGAUCCAGAACAACAACACGGAGCUGGCCAACUGCGAUCCCUGCAGCAUGAACGCCUGCAACGGAGGCUCUGCGCUGCAGAACUCCGCGCUGGCCUCCCUGCUCCUGGCCCUCGUGGCCUUUGCCCUGCAGCGCAACUAGGGGGCCGGCCACCAUCCAUCACCCGGUGCUCUAGCCUAGUAUUCCUCGACUCUUCAACGCGAACACACACUCAUCGGUCCGCGCUCAUUGUUAAGUGAUUCGAAAGUUUAUGUAAUUUUUAAGAUUUACACAAAAGACAUGCACACAAAACCGAAUAUCGAAAUAUAUACAACUGUAUUUAGAAUACAAACUUAAUCUAACCAAAUGUAAAGCUUCAGGCGACUUAAUAAAUAAUAUGUAAUAUUAAAACCAGAAA
Messenger RNA from Drosophila biarmipes, 1253 nucleotides. RefSeq lists its product as uncharacterized. Bases 188 to 997 code for a protein of 269 amino acids. Lineage: Eukaryota; Metazoa; Arthropoda; Insecta; Diptera; Drosophilidae. The record is from RefSeq and is a predicted model, not a curated record. The transcript is spliced from 3 exons.